UCUCCAUUCCGACUCAAUAUGGCUUCCGUUAACUCCUGCACGACGACUCUCUGACCAGAAAUAGUGUUUUUAUUUGAAAAUCAGGUGAAUUUCCACGGCUCCCGUUGUGAAUUCGGACGAAGCGGAGUCUCUAAGACAGACGCGGAUGUUUUUCGACGGGUUUCCACUCGGCCAAACGCCCUCACGGCUUUGUUUUGGUGAGUAGAUCUGCGUCAGUGUCGGUUGAUUUUGUCAAAGAAGAAAAAAGUGAAAGAAAAGUGCAUUUAGACAAAAUUGGACUUUUUUUUCGAAAGCGGGCCGCUGUCCAGUGACGAUCGCUCAAGCCGGACACGUCGUUUUGCCGAUGAAGAACUGAACCGACCCCACGAUAAACAGUGUCGAAACAUGAUAUGUAGCUGUGCAAAAUAUAUUAUAAUGUAUUUGCCGAUUUUUCCUCCGUUUGAACCGGAUCCGAGACGAUGUUCUUGUAACGACACCGUCUAUUAUUGACCCUGGUCUGAUAUUUGCGGAUUUCGGUAAUGUCAUCUUCGGCCUACAUUUAUUUUUAGGAAACUACACUUUUUCCAGUGCAAGUGUCCAAAUAUGUAAAAAGACUCCUGUUCGAAAGUGUUUCGUACAGAAUCUAUUACCUUUCGGGGCCUGACAAUUCAUCGAUGUGAUUUUUUCUUGAUUUUUCUUUUCCUUUUUUUUUCAUUUACGUUGAAUAAGAAAAAAGUGUCUGGUGGUGUUGUGUUAACAGUGCAGAACGUGUAGGAAUAAUGGAUCAGACUCCAAGGAAACAUCGAAAACAUCAAAACUGCAGCAAUCAAUGAGAGGACCCCGGAGCUCGUUGACGAAAACGAGGCAUGUAAAAGAAAGAACCGCUAUCUAUCCGAAAUGGAGGAUUCUUUCUUUGAAGCUUCAAGCAAAAGUAUGCCUGUAAGCAGAAGGCAACAGCAAUGUAUAAUUCAAAAUUAAGUUUAUUAAGCGUGGAGCGGGACCGGCUUCGAGAGCGGGAGCGUCAGGCAAGGGCUCAGAUGUCCUCGGCCUCUGAACGUGGGGACCCUCCAUCCGGCACCCCACUUUUCGGUGCCCCAGUCCGGGUUCACCCAUCACCAGGGGACCGUGUAAAACAGAACAUUCAAAGUACGCUUGGGGAGUAUGACAAAGUAAAGCACCUCCUUGAAGAACCUAUACAAUUAUUGGGUUAUGAUGGAGUACCUCCAGCUUCACCAGCUCCAGCUCCACUAUGCAGUAGUAAGCCUUCCCAACCUCGGCCUCACGAAUUCAAGAAACCGCCAUCCUCUCAUCUGGGUUCAAGUUCUAGACCCCCGCAUCACAUUUCUUCUUCUUCAACUGCCAGGAAUUCAUUUGCAAAACCCGCUGAUGGCAAACCUACAUAUGGCAGCAGUAGUUCUUCAGUUAGGAACUAUUAUGGGCAACCACAAGCCAAACAACAUGCAGUUGAGUUUAGAUCCAACGGAGUUGGAGGAGCUCCAAAAAAUGUGCCUUCUGUGCAUCAUGGACGAAUUCCAUCUAGAAAUCCUAAUAGGCUUCAUGUGGAUAUUCCUCCACAAAAUAAGGAUAUCUCUAGACAAGGAUUAGGCCUUCCACACAAUGAUGUUGAAAAUAUUCUUAAGGAAAUGACUGAAUUCAAUGUUAUGCCUCUGACUGCAAUAGCCUCAACUCCUCGCAAAGAAGUAGAUUCAAAAUACAAUUUUAAUAUCGACUUCUACCAACAGGAUCAGCACCAAGAACAAGCCAAACCUCCAGUUCAAACCAUUGACAUAACUCAACCCGUUACAAUAAGUCUCUUGUCUCCACCGAGACCAGAAUCUCCACCUCCACAGCCUUUGUCACCUCCUCCAGCUACACCUUGCCCUGUCAAGAUCUAUAAACCACCAAGUGGGGGACAAAGGAAUAGCCAUGGAAGCAGGCCCAUCAAGGGCAAUCAAUCCUCCCAGCAGUCAACGGCAGUACCUUCGGCAUCUUCAUAUCCUGUCAUAAGCACGACGUCGAAUGACUUAGUUCAUGAUUUGAGUAUAUCAGAAGACAGUGAUGAAGAUACGAAAUCAGUUACUACAUCACAACAACCUGAGGUUAAACAAAGCCCAGGAUAUCCUGCAAUGGAUAAGUCUGCAAUGUUAUCACCAGCUGUAAGUGUUGUACCUGAGCCUUUAGGGCCAAUGUCUGCUUCCCCGCCUGGUGGGAGUUCUUCUAGUGAUGAUUCCGGCUCAGACAGUUCUGAAUCAGAUUCUAGUGCAUCCAAUACUGGUGGGCAAGAUCUUGUGACUCCGAUUCAAGAACAACGCCAGCCCUGCUGGGCUUUGAAGUCAUUCUUACCGGCUCCGGCCAAUCCUGAGCGCAAGACCACUCCAGAGCCACCAAUAACAGAAAAGCCAAAGGUUGAAGAAGAUUCAGAAAUUGAUAUAUCAGGUGUUACUAAGGCCCAUCCUCUUUUGUCAAGUCUUUCUGAUAGUGAUUCAGAAAGAAAGGGGAAGAAAAAAGGCACCGAGAGACCCAAAAAGCGUAAAAGGGCGAAUAAAUUACCAGUUCUUUCUGACAGCGAAGAUGAAAGUACACAAACAGCUUCAGUUGCAGAGCCCAUUCCCGGACCAGAAACAAGGUUACCAACUCCUCAUUCGACUACUUCUCCACGGAUGCAUCCAAAAACUCAGUCUGAAAGUGAAAGUGAGACGAAAUCAAGACCGAAGAGAGAAGUCGCAUUUCGUCGCAAGUGUAAACCCAUUCCUGCUUCACCGAACCGAGUAUCUUCAUCUGAAAAGGGUAGAAAGAAGGCAUCACAAAUACCUAAGACACCUGAGAAGGAAACGAAGAAACAAAGUCGAAAAAGGUCGAUCAAACCUCCUUAUCCCCUCUCAGACACUGAUGAUGAAUGGGUCAAAAGAAAACGAGUUUCUAGUUUGUCUGAAUCAGACGAUGAAGCUUGGAGUAUAACUCCCACUGUCCGACGGCGAAGUAGUCGACGUUCAGUUAAGAGUAACUCAAGUGAUCACAACCGCCGAGAGGUUUCUUGGAGUGCAAAACAUUCAAGUAGCGAUGAUGAAAGACCCCCUCCUGUUCAGUCACCCGUCAAACCUGUCUCUAGGGUGCCUCCAGCUCCUGGAAAAAGGCCACAAGUUCUCAGUGAAAGUGACGGGGAAAAAGAAGAAAGCCCACCAAAACUAGACUCUGACGGACAAUCCAUUCAGGAUAAGAAAAAGAACGACACUCUUCGCAAGUUGUUUUCAAAGAGAGACAACGAAGGUGGCGGUGGGAAAGGUGGGGGAAAAUCAGGUGGUAAAGGAAAAGGAGGAAAAGCUGGCGUUAUAGUGAUAGAUUGUAGCCCUGCAAGAAAUCCAGUCCAACCUUCACCAAAACCUGAAAGUCCUCCAAGAGUUCCUUCACCCUCUCAUGAUGUAAUUAUUGAACCACCUGAACCAGAUGUAAAGAUCCCUCCUGUAUGCUACAUUGGAGGGAAACCGAGUGUUAAGUGUGUCAUUCUAUUAAAUAGACUGUCAUUCAUACCAUCUAAAUCUAAAUCAGAAGAAGUGAGGACCAGAACAGAGCUUGCAGACACAAGGCAAACUAAACGUUUAAAUGAAGAGAAACCAACAGUGGCCGUUAGUGAGGAAAGUAGAAAAAUUAAAAAAGAAAAGAAAGAGCGGAGGAGCAAUAACAAGCCUCCAAAACCUGAAAAAAUAAAGAAAGAUAGAAAAGAUUCUCCUCCAGUAGAAUCUAAGGACGACGAAAUAAAAGUACAUCAAGCUGAAAUAAUAAAAAGACUCACUCCUGAGAUAAAAAAUGAAGCAGACCCUUCUUGCAGCUCAACAAAUGUCGGAGUAAACAGAGAGAGGGGAAACAGUUCUAGUUCCACCUCAAGUCAUAACAGCUCAAUGAGACAUUCUUCGAAAAAUUCUACUAAGAAAAAGAAACAUGGGGAAAGGCCAUCAGCAAGGUGUGAAGGUAGCUUAACCGAUGCUCCGCCGACAAACCAUGAACGGGAAAAAGAAAAGGACAAUUCCCUUUUUGAUAGAGAUAAAAUUAAAGAAAAAAAUAAAGAAAUACCUAAACAUCAAUAUUUCUCAUAUUUUGAACAAACAGAGGAUCAUGAUUUAUCGGAUACUGAUGACAAAGACCAGUAUUUAAAUGAAGCAAAAAGACUUAAAAAUGGAGCAGACAAAGAAAAAGAACUAACUGCACAAUGUCUGCAAUAUUUGGAAGCAAGCUUAUACUUCCUCUUAACCGGAAAUAGCAUGGAACUUGAUAGCAGUACAGAAAAAGCAGCUGCGACAAUGUACAAAGAUACUUUACAUUUAAUCAACUAUAUCACGACAAAAAUUCCAUACCAGCAAAGUAAUUCUACUUUUCAAGAAAAUAUUAAUAGCAAAUUGGUUGUUUUGAGUCUGAGGUGCCAGUCAUUGCUGUACUUAAAGUUGUUUAAGUUGCGUAAAUUAGAAGUGAAAGAAUGUCAACGAAUUAUUGGCGAUUACAUGCAGAAGGCCAGUCCUCCCACAACUGUAGAACAGUGUGGUUCAAUGGUGCAAGGUCAAGGGACCCCUUCUCCGCUUUCCCCAACUCCUUCACCAGCUGGAAGUGUUGGUUCAGUUGGAUCGCAAUCUUCAGGAUACAGCAGUGGUGAAUUAAGAGGUGGCUCUUCUACACAGCCACAGCCUCACCCGCCCAUAGCUCCUUGUGGCCCAUGUAUGGCAGUGCCUCUACAAAUCCACGCUGCACUUCAAAAACAAAAUGCUACAUUUCAAUCAUUAAUAACAUCGUACGAUUUAUGGGAUCAAGCAGAUGCACUUAUCUACAAGGGUAGACACAAGGAAUUCUUCAUUGAACUGGACCGUACUUGUGGACCAUUGACCUUUCAUAGCUCUAUUAAAGAUUUGGUAAAGUAUGUGAAGGUCGGCAUAAGUCGAUUACAAGAAUUAAGAAAUGAAUCUAUGUGAUUUCAUAACUAAAUUAUUCAAGAUAAAAGGCAUGUUUCUUUCUCUGAGGGGUAUCAUUUAAAGAGGUUUUUUUCUAUAUACCUCAAGUGCCCAAAAAUUAUUUGUUAUUGAAUAAAAUAUUAUUACAAAAAAAGUGGUUUUGCUUUAAUUUAUAAAGGCAUAAUUAUUGUACAUUGUUUAAAUAAUCAUAGGAUAAGUUUUCUUUGUUUAUUAGUUGAAUUGGUGAUUGACUCGCCAGUUUUUACCACAUGAAAGUUACCUUACAUAAAUGUAAAGUGCACAAAUGGUUGUUGGGGUACAUUUAAAAUUGUAAAAAGAAAUGUUGUUUAUAUUCAUUGUUUUCCAGUCUUCCCCUAUUAAAUUUUAGAUAAUAUAAAUAUUGUAUCAUGAUAACUUUCUUAUUGUUAUGUAAGUUCAUUAAUUAUUUGUACCUUUGCAUUAUAUUUAUCUUUUGAUCACUUUUUCUAAGUGUAGUUUGUUUUUUUGUGAGUUGUUAUUGACAUUCGUUACUUUUUCUGUAAAUAAGUAAAAUUUAAAGAAGCAAAACCAAAUUACUUUAAAAUUCAAUAUAUUUGAAAAAUUUAAACCUAGCACAUAUGAAAUUUAUGUGGCAUAGGUGUACACUAUACACAUUUGUACUGUGUAGGGACCAAAAGCUCAUAUUGUUUUUUUUAACCUUUUAUUAAGUUGAGAUUGAAAAAACUAUAUAUUAAAAUAAACAGUGGAAAUGAUACAUAUUUAGACCAAUGAAAUAUUGAACACGGAAGGACAAGAAGGGUUGUAAUUCUACAGAUGAAUUAACUUAUGUAAUAAACAUAUAUCAAGAAAUAUAAAUUUAUACAAUUGUUUAUCCCGACAUCUUUUUUUCAUAUUCUUUUUAAAUUAUAUAAACUGAAUGUUAAGGCAACUUAAAUAUUCACUUGUAUUAUUUGAGCUCCUUCCCUCCCAUUACUAAAACAUAUAAUGAUAGCCUAUUAGACCAUUAUUAUAAGCCUUUUGAUUUGAUUCAUAUCCUGGAAACAAAAGAUAGUGGCAAAAGUAGAUUUAUUUGAAACAAAUGUAACUUUUACGAUUUUUCUCUAAUUAUAGGGGAAAAUGAGUUAGUUUAAACCCAGAUUUUUCACUAAAAAUAACAAUGUUAGAUCAACUUUCAAAAAUAAGCUUUUAAUUCUCAUGCAUUUUUCAUUGUGUUACAAGUCAUAAUUUGUCAUUUGAAAAAAAAAAAAAAAAAAAAAAA
This is a messenger RNA of Cimex lectularius (bed bug), 6171 nucleotides long. Its product is annotated as AF4/FMR2 family member 4-like. Lineage: Eukaryota; Metazoa; Arthropoda; Insecta; Hemiptera; Cimicidae. The transcript has 20 exons. The record is from RefSeq and is a predicted model, not a curated record. The coding region runs from base 939 to 4934 and encodes 1331 amino acids. Gene Ontology annotation, biological process: regulation of gene expression. Gene Ontology annotation, cellular component: super elongation complex; nucleus.